Molecule: messenger RNA, 8395 nt
Organism: Pseudoliparis swirei
Lineage: Eukaryota; Metazoa; Chordata; Actinopteri; Perciformes; Liparidae
Gene: acacb
Product: acetyl-CoA carboxylase beta
Exons: 54
Coding region: 202-7461 (2419 amino acids)
Biological process (GO): fatty acid biosynthetic process
Molecular function (GO): acetyl-CoA carboxylase activity; metal ion binding; ATP binding
Source: RefSeq, a predicted model, not a curated record
UUGCUCUGUAAACUCUGCCGGCGGCGCAGCUCACUGACUGGGGACGUUACGGUGUUGGUGGAGAUGAGUAGACGUUGAAGGAUGCAGCUUAAAUCACAGUAACUCAGAGUUUAGCGGUUUAGCUAACUCACUAGCAUGGUGUGCAUUACAACGACAACACCGACAGAGCGGUCCGUGUUGUGUAGUGGAGGACGUCUGUGAAUGUUCCACUUGGCAGCUCUGGGAUUGCUCCUCUGGGUUUUGUUGCUCGUGUGGAGGAUGACCACCAAGGCGGCAGCAAUGCCCGCCAAAAAAGAGGAAUCUCCGUCUGGCAGCGGUGCAACUGCAGGCGAGCCGUCCCCGUCCGCCGCUCCCGAUCCCUCCACACACGAGGGUCACGGCCCUCAGGCUGGCGGCGCCUCAGCCGGGCUCGCGGUCACCGAGGACGCCGUGGCUCUGCAGGCAUCCUCUGAGAUGACCUCACACGGGGCCUCAUUGCAGACCAACACCCAGAAACCUCGCAGAGCCAAGGGCCCGAUGCGGAGCUCGGGGCCCGAGGCGAGGGAACGCCUCAAGUUCAUUCUCGGAGCAUCGGAGGACAACUCUUCGGACGAGGACCCUCUGGUCACCAAACCUCCGAGUGGCGCCUCUCAGCCUCUAAACUCCGGCCACAAGUCUUCUCCUCGGCAGGCGUCUGCUGCGGUGCCACAGUCCAGCCCCUCGGCCAUGAAGCCGAGCAUGUCUGGUCUUCACUUGGUGACAAAAGGCCGUAAACACAGGAAGAUGGAUCUCCAGAGGGACUUCACCGUGGCCUCUCCAGCUGAGUUUGUGACCCGGUUUGGUGGAAACCGCGUCAUCGACAAAGUGCUGAUCGCUAACAACGGCAUCGCUGCGGUCAAGUGCAUGCGCUCCAUCCGGCGCUGGUCCUACGAGAUGUUUCGAAAUGAAAGGACCGUCCGCUUCGUUGUCAUGGUUACCCCUGAAGACUUGAAAGCUAACGCAGAAUACAUUAAAAUGGCCGACCAUUACGUGCCUGUGCCCGGUGGGCCCAACAACAACAACUACGCCAACGUCGAGCUGAUCGUUGACAUUGCGAAAAGAAUCCCAGUGCAGGCGGUCUGGGCUGGUUGGGGUCAUGCCUCUGAAAACCCCAAACUGCCGGAGCUGCUGGACAAAGCAGGAAUAUCAUUCUUGGGCCCGUCCAGUAAGGCCAUGUGGGCUCUCGGGGACAAGGUGGCUUCUUCUAUCGUGGCUCAGAGUGCGGACAUUCCCACGCUCCCGUGGAGCGGAUCAGGUCUCCGAGUGGACUGGGAGGAGGACGACCAGUUCCUGGGCAAUGUGAUCAGCGUGCCUCCGCUGCUCUACUCACAAGGCUGUGUUCUCGAUGUUGACGAUGGGCUAGCGGGGGCUGAGAGGAUUGGUUAUCCUGUUGUCAUCAAGGCCUCUCAAGGCGGAGGCGGCAAGGGAAUCCGGAAAGUAGAAAAUGCUGAGGACUUUCCAAGCCUCUUUCGACAGGUGCAGGCGGAGGUACCCGGCUCCCCUAUCUUCAUCAUGCAGCUGGCGCAGCAUGCCAGACACCUUGAGGUCCAGAUACUGGCUGACGAGUACGGAAACGCCAUCUCCCUCUUUGGGCGAGACUGCUCCGUCCAGAGGAGGCACCAGAAGAUCAUCGAGGAGGCGCCUGCCACCAUCGCUUCCUCCGCAACAUUUGAGAAAAUGGAAAAGUACGCUGUGCGGUUGGCCAAGAUGGUGGGCUAUGUCAGCGCGGGUACCGUGGAAUAUCUUUACUCUGAGAACGGAAGUUUCCAUUUCCUGGAGCUGAACCCUCGCCUGCAGGUGGAACAUCCCUGCACAGAGAUGAUCGGAGAUGUGAACCUGCCAGCUGCCCAGCUUCAGAUUGCGAUGGGCAUCCCCCUUUAUCGAAUGAAGGACAUCCGCUUGCUUUAUGGAGAAACUCCGUGGGGUGACUCCGUGAUUGACUUCGAGGCUCCAGAAUACACGCCGAGCCCAAGAGGGCACGUCAUCGCUGCACGGAUCACCAGUGAGAACCCCGAUGAGGGGUUCAAGCCCAGUUCUGGCACCGUGCAGGAGCUGAACUUCCGCAGCAGUAAAAACGUCUGGGGUUAUUUCAGCGUUGGGGCGACUGGAGGUCUGCAUGAAUUUGCAGAUUCCCAGUUUGGACAUUGUUUUUCCUGGGGAGAGAACCGUGAAGAAGCCAUCUCGAACAUGGUGGUGGCGAUGAAGGAGCUGUCCAUUCGAGGGGACUUCCGCACCACGGUCGAAUACCUCAUUAAGUUACUUGAGACGGAAAGUUUCAGAAACAAUGACAUCGACACCAGCUGGCUGGAUCACCUCAUUGCAGAGAAAGUGCAGGCGGAGCGGCCGGACACCAUGCUGGGGGUCGUCUGUGGGGCGUUGCAUGUUGCUGAUGCAAGCUUCCAAAAGAGUAUGUCUGAUUACCUGCAUUCACUGGAAAGAGGCCAAGUUCUGCCCGCAGCCAGCCUCCUCAACUCUGUCAGUGUGGACCUGAUAUACGAAGGAGUCAAGUUCUGCCUCAAGGUCGCUCGCCAAUCCCCAACAACGUAUGUCAUCAUUCUGAACGGCUCCAACAUCGAGAUAGACGUCCACAGGCUGAGUGAUGGGGGCCUCCUGCUGUGCUAUGACGGCAGCAGCCACAUCACCUACAUAAAGGAGGAAGUGGACAGCUACCGCGUCACUGUCGACAACAAGACGUGUGUAUUUGAGAAGGAGACGGAUCCCACGAUGCUGAGGUCGCCCACUGCCGGAAAACUACUGCACUACGUGUUGGACGACGGCGACCAUGUUUUCUCAGGAGACACCUAUGCAGAGAUGGAGGUGAUGAAGAUGGUGAUGACGUUGACGGUGCAGCAGUCUGGCUGCGUCCGCUUUGUGAAGCGGCCCGGCGCCGUGCUGGAGCCCGGCUGCGUGGUGGCACGCGUCGAGCUGGACGACGCCAGCAGUAUCCAUCGGGUGGAGCUCAACACGGCCAUAUUGCCCCCGCAGCAGCCACUGCCCAUUGUAGGAGAGAAGCUUCACCAGGUGUUCCACUGUGUGCUGGACAACUUGGUGAAAGUCAUGGCCGGCUACUGCCUUGAAGAGCCCUUCUUCAGCAGCAAGCUGAAGCAGUGGGUGGCUACCCUGAUGAAGACCCUCAGGGACCCCUCGCUGCCGCUGUUGGAACUCCAGGAGAUCAUGACGAGCCUGGCGAGUCGUAUUCCUCCCAGCGUGGAGAAGGAUAUCCGUAAAGUCAUGGCUCAGUACGCGAGCAACAUCACCUCGGUCCUCUGCCAGUUCCCGAGCCAACGGAUUGCAAAUAUUCUAGACAGCCAUGCUGCCACCCUGCAGAGGAAGCCCGACCGAGAGGUGUUCUUCAUGAACACGCAGAGUAUUGUUCAGCUGGUGCAGAGGUACCGCAGUGGAAUCCGAGGUUACAUGAAGUCUGUGGUGCUCGAUCUGCUGAAGAGAUACCUGCAAGUGGAGAUACAGUUUCAACAUGCUCACUACGACAAGUGUGUUAUCAACUUGCGGGAGCAGCACAAACCGGACAUGAGCCCCGUGCUGGACUACAUCUUCUCUCACGCCCAGGUGUCCAAGAAGAACAUCCUCGUCACGAUGCUCAUCGACCAUCUGUGUGGGAGGGAUUCCAUGCUAGCAGACGAGCUGAUGGUCCUCCUGAACGAGCUCACGCAGCUCAGCAAGAUGGAGAACUCAAAGGUCGCCUUGAGAGCCAGACAGGUCUUGAUUGCGUCCCAUUUACCGUCGUAUGAACUGAGGCACAACCAGGUGGAGUCCAUCUUCCUGUCAGCCAUUGACAUGUACGGCCACCAGUUCUGUCCAGAGAACUUGAAGAAACUUAUUCUCUCUGAAACCUCCAUUUUUGACGUCUUGCCCAAUUUCUUCUAUCACUCCAACCAAGUGGUCUGCAUGGCUGCCUUGGAGGUGUAUGUGCGCAGAGGUUACAUCGCCUACGAGCUGAAUAGCAUCCAGCAUCACCAGCUGCAGGACGGAACGUGCGCCGUGGACUUCCAGUUCAUGCUGCCGUCGUCACAUCCCAACAGAGGAAGCAACUCUACUCACAACAGGGUUCCCGUUCCAGUGACCGGAUCAAGCCGGUUUAAAAUGAGGCGAGAGAGCAGCGAACUCUUUCUGGAGGGCGCCUUCUCGCCCCCUUGCCAGCGCAUGGGCGCCAUGGUGGCGUUCCACUGCUUCGAUGACUUCAAGAGGCAUUUUGACGAAGUUCUCAGCAGCUUUGCAGAACCCCUCGUGGAGAGCACUCCCUUCUCAGAGUCCCACUCCAGUCUGUUUGAGGAGGAGGAGUUCAAGAACACGAGAGAAAACCCGAUCCACAUCAUCAACGUGUCCAUAAAAACCGCAGACACAGAAGACAGCGACGCCCUGGUGACGUCCUUCACGGCCUUCGCCCAGUCAAAGCGUGCCGUCCUCUUUGAAUAUGGAAUCAGGCGAAUCACAUUUCUGAUUGCACAGAAGAGAGAAUUCCCAAAGUUCUUCACUUUCAGAGCUAGAGAUGGGUUCCAGGAGGAUCGUAUUUACCGUAAUCUGGAGCCGGCUUUAGCGUUUCAGCUGGAGCUGAACCGCAUGAGGAACUUCGACCUGACCGCCGUGCCCUGUGCCAACCACAAGAUGCAGCUGUACCUCGGGGCUGCCCGCGUUCAGGAGGGCGCCGAGGUCACAGACUACCGCUACUUCAUCCGAGCGAUCAUCCGCCACUCUGACCUCAUUACGAAGGAAGCCUCCUUUGAAUACCUUCAAAACGAGGGCGAGCGUCUCCUGCUGGAGGCCAUGGAUGAGUUGGAGGUGGCCUUCAGUAACACUGCGGGCCGCACAGACUGCAACCACAUCUUCCUCAACUUUGUCCCCACGGUCAUCAUGGACCCCUCUAAAAUAGAGGAGUCGGUGCGCUCCAUGGUGAUGCGUUACGGCAGCCGUCUUUGGAAGCUGCGGGUCCUGCAGGCUGAGCUGAAGAUCAACAUCCGUCUGACGCCAACCGGGGCCGCCAUUCCUGUCCGCCUGUUUCUCACUAAUGAGUCUGGCUAUUACCUGGACAUCAGUCUGUACAAGGAGGUCACCAACCGAAGCUCUGGACAGAUCAUGUUCCAGUCGUAUGGAGAUAAGCAUGGUCCUCUGCACGGCAUGCUGAUCAACACUCCGUAUGUGACCAAAGACCUGCUGCAGGCCAAACGCUUCCAGGCUCAGACUCUCGGGACCACAUACGUCUAUGACUUCCCCGAGAUGUUCAGACAGGCGCUGUUCAAGCUGUGGGGUCCAGGGGACAAAUACCCUGAAGACGUGCUGAUGUGCACCGAGCUGGUCCUGGACCCUCGAGGCCGACUUGUGCAGAUGAACCGCCUGCCUGGAGACAAUGACGUGGGAAUGGUUGCCUUCAGAUUGGAGAUGAAGACUCCAGAGUACCCAGAGGGCAGAGUCAUCAUCGUCAUCUGCAACGACAUCACUCAUAUGAUCGGCUCCUUUGGCCCCCAAGAGGACGAGCUGUUCCUCAGGGCCUCUGAGGCGGCUCGGGCCGAGGGCGUUCCCCGCAUCUACGUCUCGGCCAACAGUGGAGCGCGCAUUGGCCUCGCUGAAGAGAUCAAGCACAUGUUCCAGGUGGCCUGGAUUGACCCCGAUGACCUCUACAAGGGCUUCAAGUACCUCUACCUGACACCGCAGGACUACACCCGUAUCAGCUCCACCAACGCUGUGCACUGCCACCACGUGGAGGAAGGUGGAGAGUCCAGGUACAUCAUCACUGAUGUCAUCGGGAAGAGCGACGGCCUCGGGGUCGAGAACCUGCGUGGUUCUGGCACCAUCGCUGGAGAAUCCUCUCAGGCAUACGAUGAGAUCAUUACAAUAAGCAUGGUGACGUGUCGCACUAUUGGAAUUGGAGCCUACCUGGUCCGUUUGGGACAGAGAGUGAUUCAGGUGGAAAACUCUCACAUCAUCCUGACUGGAGCAGGUGCUCUGAACAAGGUCCUGGGCAGACAGGUGUACACGUCCAACAACCAGCUGGGAGGGAUCCAGAUCAUGCACAACAACGGAGUCACGCACACCACCGUGCCGGACGACUUCGAGGGCGUCUUCACCAUCCUCAAGUGGCUCUCCUACAUGCCAAAGAACAAACUCUCGCCUGUGCCCGUCCUGUUGACUACCGACCCAGUGGAGAGAGAGAUAGAAUACACUCCGACUAAAGCGCCCUACAACCCGCGCUGGAUGCUGGCUGGGAGACCUCACCCCACGGUGAGAGGUUCCUGGCAGAGCGGAUUCUUCGACCUCGGCUCCUUCAUGGAGAUCAUGGAGUCUUGGGCUCAGACGGUCGUCGUGGGCCGAGCCCGGUUGGGAGGCAUUCCCCUCGGUGUCAUCGCCGUGGAAACACGGACGGUUGAGUUCACGGUCCCAGCCGAUCCAGCAAACCUGGACUCAGAAUCUAAAGUGCUGCAGCAGGCGGGCCAGGUGUGGUACCCAGACUCGGCCUUUAAGACGGCUCAGGCCAUUUGUGACUUCAACCGUGAACAUCUUCCUCUCAUGGUGUUUGCCAACUGGAGGGGCUUCUCUGGUGGAAUGAAGGAUAUGUAUGACCAGAUACUGAAGUUUGGCGCCUACAUCGUGGACGCCCUGCGUGGUUUCCACCAGCCGGUGCUGGUGUACAUCCCACCGCAUGCGGAGCUGAGAGGAGGAUCCUGGGUGGUGAUCGACCCCACCAUCAACCCACUGUGUAUGGAGCUCUAUGCAGACAGGGAGAGCAGAGGGGGGGUGCUGGAGGCUGAGGGCACCGUGGAGAUCAAGUACAGGAGGAAGGAUCUCCUGAAGACCAUGAGAAGGCUGGAUUCCGUCUAUGCCAGUCUGGUUGAGCAGCUUGCGUCCCCAGAGCUGCCCGACAAGCAGAGCAGAGAGCUGGAGGCAAAGCUCAAAGCCAGGGAGGAAUUCCUGCUGCCCAUCUACCACCAGGUGGCAGUGCAGUUCGUAGAUCUCCACGACACCCCAGGGAGGAUGCAGGAGAAGGGCGUCAUCACUGAUAUUUUGGAUUGGAAGAGCGUGCGGCCCUUCUUCUACUGGCGUCUGCGGCGGCUCCUGCUGGAGCAGGUGGUGAAGCGGGAGAUCCUGCAGGCCGACGAGGACCUGAGCGACGGGCACAUGCAGUCGAUGCUCCGACGCUGGUUUGUUGAAACGGAAGGAACAGUCAAGGCCUACCUCUGGGAUAACAACAGAGUGGCAGUGGAGUGGCUCGAGAAGCAUUUAACAAAGGAGGACGGCGUGCGAUCCGGCAUCCGAGAGAACAUCAAGUACCUGAAAAGGGAAAACACUUUGAAACGCAUCCGCAGCCUCGUGCAGGCCAACCCGGACGUGGCCAUGGACUGCAUCAUCCACAUGAGCCAGAGCAUCAGCCCGUCCCAGAGGGCCAAGCUCUCACAUCUGCUUGCAACGAUGGACAGCGCCAGCACCAAUUAGGCUGCGGAGCUCCACCAGGUUGUGUUAUUGAUCAGAGAAAAAGACCAUUCUCUCGUUGAUUGCACUGUAUUGGUCAAGGUGUUUUUAUAUCAGGGUCUAGCUGGGGCACAGAGUGACCACUGCAGGGCUCUGACUGCCGUCAACGUUGCUGUUGAAUGGCGUUUUCUGCAGCGACGUCUCGAUCCGGACCGACGGGUCGACGAAGAGUUUGUCUUUUACGUUUGUGAAGUAAGCGUUCGGUCCCUUCAGCGGAGCGUCCCGGGUUUCAGGCGGUGGCCGUCACCGGGCUGCGUGACGUGAGACUGGGUCCGUUCACUGAGGAGCUGCACGAGCUUCAUGAAGUGGAGUCCGCGUGUCGCUGAUCGAUAACGUUGAUGUGAGACUUUGAAUGUAACUCGGACAACUGAUCAACUCUUUGAUCUAGUCCCAAGUAAAACAAACGCAUGACAUAUUGGUUUUACCUGUCUUGUAAAGCAGAAAUGUUAAUUAAGAUAUAAAAAAAAAAAAAAAUAUGUAUUGUGGACUUAGUUGUCCAGCUCAGCUGUGUGUGUGUGUGUGUGUGUGUGUGUGUGUGUGUGUGUGUGUGUGUGUGUGUGUGUGUGUGUGUGUGUGUGUGUGUGUGUGUGUGUGUGUGUGUGUGUGUGUGUGUGUGUGUGUGUGUGUGUGUGUGUGUGUGUGUGUGUGUGUGUGUGUGUGUGGGAUCGGAGAUACUGCGACACGUUGUGAUACUUCUGAGCUUUUCUUUAAUUUUUGGAGGUAUUUCUUUGAUGUAAUGCAGUAAUUCUUAAGACUCAGGUUGGACAAUAAUCGCCAAAGUGGUUGCCAAGCAACGGCUUAAUUAGCCUCUCCUCUGAUCAAUAGUGACAUUUAAAUGUACAUAACCUCUGGCCUGUCAUGUAUUCUACUGAAGACUUAAUAAAUAUCAUUGAUAUAU